Messenger RNA from Balaenoptera acutorostrata (minke whale), 8540 nucleotides. RefSeq names its product calneuron 1 (gene CALN1). Gene Ontology annotation, molecular function: calcium ion binding. The coding region runs from base 401 to 1186 and encodes 261 amino acids. The transcript is spliced from 7 exons. NCBI's taxonomy places the organism in Eukaryota, Metazoa, Chordata, Mammalia, Artiodactyla, Balaenopteridae. The record is from RefSeq and is a predicted model, not a curated record.
ACAGCUUCUCGCGAGUUAAUCUGAGCCUCUGGAGGUUUUAUCAGGCUCUCUCCAGCUCCUCCUCCACCUGCCUGGCCAGCCAGAGGGCCCUGGCCAGGCUCCAGGGAGCUCGCGGCUCACUUCUCCGUCCUGCAGCCCAAGCAGCCAGCCUCGCCAGGGUCUGGCACACCUUCAGUGGGUUCCAAGGGGCCAGGCUGGGGCCAGCUCUGGAGUGGGGCUCCCCAGCUCUGCAGACACUGCAAAUCCUUCUUCUUAGCACAGCUGGCAGGAUUGGGACCACUUUGGCAGCUCUGGGAAAAGGGCUUGGGACCACCUCCAGGAACACCGAAUCUCAGCCUCUCUGCUGACGUUCCCUUGGUGUGCUCACAAAUCUCUCUGAGAACAUCGCCCUGGACCCCCGAUGCGGCUGCCUGAGCAACCUGGAGAGGGGAAGCCUGAGAACGAGCCAAAGGGGGGCAGAGGAGCCCCCGGAGGGGGAGAGGAGCCGCUGAGGACCCGGGCCCCCGACUUCCCCACUUGGGAGAAGAUGCCUUUUCACCAUGUGACCGCCGGCCUGUUGUACAAGGGGAAUUACCUCAACCGAUCUCUCUCUGCUGGCAGCGACAGCGAACAGCUAGCUAACAUCUCUGUGGAGGAGCUUGACGAGAUCCGAGAGGCCUUUCGGGUUCUGGACCGAGACGGCAAUGGCUUCAUCUCCAAGCAGGAGCUGGGAAUGGCCAUGCGCUCGUUGGGGUACAUGCCGAGUGAGGUGGAGCUGGCCAUCAUCAUGCAGCGCCUAGACAUGGACGGGGAUGGUCAAGUGGAUUUUGAUGAAUUCAUGACAAUUCUUGGCCCCAAACUGGUGUCUUCAGAAGGUCGCGAUGGUUUUCUUGGAAACACAAUAGACAGCAUAUUCUGGCAGUUCGACAUGCAGAGGAUAACUCUGGAAGAGCUGAAGCACAUCCUCUAUCACGCCUUCCGGGACCACUUAACGAUGAAGGACAUUGAGAACAUCAUCAUCAACGAGGAAGAGAGCCUGAAUGAGACCUCGGGGAACUGCCAGACGGAGUUUGAGGGUGUGCAUUCCCAGAAGCAGAACAGACAGACCUGCGUCCGGAAGAGCCUCAUCUGCGCCUUCGCCAUGGCCUUCAUCAUAAGCGUCAUGCUGAUCGCGGCCAACCAGAUCCUCCGGAGCGGCAUGGAGUAGCGGCCUCCCCAGCACCUGCGUUCCUGGCUCACGCGCAUGUGCUUGCCCCGCGGGCAGACUCUUCCUCCACAAAAAAAGCAGAUACGGACGGUGCAGACGCGGCACAGUCCGGCGAAGAACCCAAGGUUGCAGUGCAACCCGUGUCGUUGCAAACCCACUUCAUCCCCUUGGCAGGUACACAAAAGGGCUGUCUUCAAUGCUUUAAUGGUCUUGUUUCCUAAUGCAAUAAAUAGCCAGGAGUUCCGGAUGAUCGCUUCGACCGCCUGUAGGAACUCUAAAGAGAAACUUCAUUUUCAUCUCGGAAUUCCCAUGGCCAUCCAGGUUGGCGGUGUAAGGGAGCAAGAGAGAGGCGGAACACGCAAUCACCUCCGCGCCCCGUUCUUUCAACCCAGGGGUCAACUGGAGACUCCCUCCCUGCCCCACCCCAGGGCAACCCUCAGUGCCAAGAAGCUGACUUCUGAGUUGCUGCAGAAGUGGGGGCUUCCUGUCCUACCCUGGCUUUCUUCCCCAACCUAGUGGAGGCCCCCCGGCAAGGCAUGAGGGGAAAGCCAUGGAAUGGGGUGCAGCGCCCAGCGGUCUGCAAGUUGCACCCCCUGCGCUUCUGUUCUACUGCCUUUUCUACAGGACUCUUGUUGGCAGAGUUGGGGAGCUCUCGGUUUCCGUCGGCACUUGGCUUUCUGUUCCUAGAGCCCAUCGCGCACCAGCAUUUUGGAAUCUGCAGAGAGCCUUUCUCCCAGCUUUGCCGCCUGUGCUGCCAUUUAGACAAAAAAAAAGAAGCAUAACUGUGGGCAUCUCUAUCACGUAGACGCACAGACAGACGUAUAUAUUGGGCUUCUUCUUGUGUGACAUCCAUCGUCCCUAAUUGCUUUACUGCUGAUAGAAGCUUGUCCUCCAACACACAUCCCUGCCUCUUUGGGGUGGGUAGUUUGGGGAUGGGGAGGGACAUAGGCUGGUGGUGAGGAGGUAUUGCAAGCCACGCCCCAGUGGUCCAGAGUGAUGGAGUCCAAACACAUCUCCAUGCUGGGAGACCUCUGUAAGUUAAGGUCCUUGUGCAUCUCACCUUUCUCUCAUCUUCCAAUUUGCUUUCUUAGUCUGUCUUCCCAGAUAGAAAGAGAAACACCAUCCCAAACGGAAAGCUGGAAAGAUCAAACCACUGUAUUUUACGUAACAUCUUCAGGCAGUCAGAUUCUGCAACUGCCUCAUUUUCACAAGAAAACAAAAGAUGUUAAUAAGCUUAGCCAACUCGACAGGUAAAAUACUUCUGUUGGGGAAGGGAACUGAAGCCAACCCCAUUUCAGGUUUGCGAUUUCCUGACUUUUCCUAGAUGCCAUAUCCACCGCCGCUCUUCAUUCAAGCUUGCGUAGUCUGAUUAGCCAAUAACCUUUCGCUGUAAUUCUUCCCUCUGUACGUUUCCAAGCUCAGGUCUUUAUUUCUGUGAUUGGAAUUGUCUUGCUAUUCUUUCUUUCCAUUGCAUCUUAAAGCUACAAGCUAUUCCCCUCUCCCUUUUCCCUUUUGUUCAGUAUGGAGGUGCCAGAAUCUUUCCUCUCUUGCUGCAGCCGGGUGGUUUUGGGGUGCGGUGUGUGUUUACGAAUCCCUCCUCAAGCCUCCCCUCUCUCUCUGCUCUCUCCCUCUGGUCUUCUCAGGAUUGGAGCAUCCAAGGUCUCAGUUUGGGGUCUUCUUCCAAAUCACCUCUGUAAGCACUUUGGGCAACAGCCUGGGAGCAACUCUAGAAACUUCCCCACUGCAAAUACCCAUGAUGAGCACAAGUAAAACUAGGGUUUGAGCUGUAGUAUGGAGGAGGGAGCAGGUGUAAGCUCCCGGGAACCUGGGAGGUUACAAGUCCCUCUGUGAAAAUGCCUGGGGUCCCACACAUCCAGGCCAAGUAAGGCAAUGGCCUGCCUGUCCCUCUAGCCUGCCCUUACCCGCUAGACACUUCACAUCUGUCUAUCUCUCCUCUCUCCCCUCUCACCUGACUUGCUUCAGUCCCUCAGGACCAGGCUUCAGAACGAGAACAGGUCCAAAUGUAGAAUACGGAUACACAGGACAAGUUUAUCAUUAGUUUCUGCCCAAAGCAGUUUGCUCUCUCUCUUUAGGUAGGAGGGACCCCGUGAAUGACUUGGCCAUGUCCUCCUGGGGAGGGGGGUGAGAGACCCCAAGUAGACUGGAUGGAGACCCCAGGCAUGAUUCUUAAAGGACCCUGCCCUGUGAGAGGGCAGUGCUGCAGGAGAUGCUGGACUUCAGGGCAAAAAAUGAGACUUCUUUAAAGGCUACAAGUUCUUCUGCCUCCUACUGGGGAGCAGGGACCUUGAAGGAUGUGAGGGUUAGACUUCAUUGCAAGAGAAAUUAGCCGCUGUGCAAGGGUGUGAAUUAAACGGCAACCUGAAGAGACACCAACAGCCUGUUCCCCACCAAGUCCUCAACAUCCUCUCCCUAAAGAGGACCAUUUUCCUCUCUCCCAGUGAGUCCGUGGAACCGAGUCCCUCCUACCCAGGAGAAGGCAUCCCUUGUGGGUGUUGCUAGGGAGAGAGGGUGAGAAAGAAGCCAUAGAAUUCUCUUUGAUGGGCUAGAAGUUAACCUCCUGCCGUGGUAACCACACACAUGGCGCCAGGAGCUGAGUGUGUGGGAACAUCCCAGAGCUAACGGCGCCCCGGAGACUCUGGGCACUGAGAUCCUGUACCUUGGCAGCUUUGCCUGGAUGGUCUGUCAACGGUGUUGGGCUGCAAAUGCUGACUUCCCACCGCUCCACCCCCAAGUUCUGUCCACACCUGUGCUACUCCAGGGCCCCAGGCCAGCGAGUGCCUUCCCCACGGGGGUUACUGUGUUCAUGGAUGAAGGUUCUAGAAGUCCUGGUCCCUCAUGUCCAAGGUGUGCCACGUGGCCCUGGCUGGAAGUGACCUUCGCAGGAACUGAGCAGGAGGAACCCAAUGCUCACUCUGUCCUCCCAGCAAAUAGACUUAAGGGUCUAUUACGGGGUGGCUGAGAGACUAGCAAACUGAGCUUGGCUCAUUCUUGCCUCCACCCCUGACCACACGAGUGAUGAUCAGGGAGGCACUUUGCUUGGGGGACAAGGGGUGCAGACCCUGACCCUUUGACCCCCAAAGAAGCUGUCUCUCAUCACUCCCAGAGCCCCCAAACAGGACCUAGCAUGGGAACUGUUAACCAUGGUUUCCAGAAUGUGCGUGGGUCCCACAUGACCUAUCUGUGUUUAAAAAAAAAAAAAAGCAUGUUGCCAUGGCAACCCUUGCAUUCCACCCUGAGUUUGCCAAGGCACACAAAAAUAGGGAACAUUUCCUUAAGGAACAAACACUUGGGUUCUGCCUGCUUGCAUCCUGACUCCCUGAAUCUGUAUCCCGGUGGUGGGAGAAAUUAGCCUCAAAGGAUCUGGUCAUUUCUCUGCCUUUUCCUCUUCUGUUUGGACCUGUCCUUCCAUUUGCUCAGGAGAACAGGAGCUACCUGUGAGCCGGGUGGUACCCUCCCCACUUCCCAGAGCCCAGAGCAAAGACCCCUUAAUCUGGGCAAAAAGGCAGAAAUGCCAUCUGGAAGACAAAAAAUAUUUUAAGCCCCAGUCUUUAAAAGCAUCUGUUUGCCUGUUGAGAAGCUCUCCCACAAGCCAGAAAUGUGAACUAAAGUGAACUGAGGUUUACAUGUGGUCUCCGGCAAGCCAGUGGUUUCCAGAGUUUCUAGGUGUUUUAUUUGCAGAGAACACGAUGUGUACACGACGUGUCUUCUUUCUUAAUACCUGCUUCCUGUCUCAAUUUUCACCCGACAAAUGGCCUCCUCUCUGCAGUUAGCCGAAAGAACCUAAUGAAAGAUGGCAAGCUUGUUUUGAUGAUCAUGCCCCCAUCCCAACCUCCCAUCCACAGAAUCACAAAAUGAUAUAUCGGACACCUGGGAGGGAAAUUUAUCUUUUAUUGCAAAUGCCUUCUCUAGGUUCAGUCCAGACUCAGGUCAUAAAUCAAAGAGAGUUUUGCUCUUAACCCACAGUUAGCAGCCUCCCUGGGACCGUAUGAGGGCAUGACCAGAAAAGUAAGGUGUGACCGCCAAGCUCCUCAGCUUGGCGGGCGUGGCCUUGUGUGGUUGGUUGCACACUGUGAAGCCCCGUUCCGCUGUGCUCUCCACGCCCGCUGAAGCUGCCAAGUUCUGCCCCUUCCAGCUGGAGGUCUCAAACCAUAUUGGGUCAUUUUACUGCACUAUUUCUCCCAAAGCCCGUAGGGAUCAUGUUAUUCAUUCUAUUCCACUAAGAUAUACAAAAGGUCUGGAACCCCACUGCAGAAAGGAGGGGCCCCCUUUUCUAUAAUGCCAUGAUGAUACAGAUAGACUUAAGCUUCUAGACUUUGGCAUAUACUGGUUGUGUCACCAGGCGGACUGCGGUGCCGUCUUCUGAAAUGACCUCAGAUCAGAGAUUUCUCAUUGGCCUCUUCUGUGAUCCUCCCAGGGCUAAGCCUCCGUAACCUAAAGGUGUUGCCAUAGCCAUCCUCCCAGACCGCCUCAACUCCCCCCCAAAAGGGGAAAAAAAAAAUCCAUCAGAAACAGAAAAGAAACAUUAUUCCGCAGCUAGGGUUUUCAAUUUGAAUUAUUUAAAGCAAUGGCAAAAUGGAGGGAGGUUCGGUCUGCCUCUAAGCACUCUGUCUCCAUGACAAUUUAAAUGUCAGAACUGUUCAGCUUCACUUCUUACUUCCUUUGACUAAGUCACUCAGGGGACUGUCCUCCGUUAUGUGGCCUUGUCAUAGACACUUGGUUUGGAGGGAAAAGGUCAGGCACUCAAACGAGCCAAGCAUUUCUCUUAGUAUCCUAUGCUCCAUGCCAAGUCCAUGGUCAUUGAAACAGCCGUGGUUUCUAUUGAAUACUGGUUUGGGACCCUCUUUAUUAGGUCUCAAGAGACAUGAUAACAAUGCUCAAAAAGACUUGCAGGCAAAAUUAAUUUGAUUCAGUUGGCUUGAAAUAUAGUCACAAAGAAUCAGGUUCUGCCAGUCUCCCAUAGACAGUCCUCUGACACUGGGAAAGACUUGCCAAGCAUCCCGACCCCGGCCUCUGCCUUGGGUAGCUAAUCCGUUGAGUCGGCCCACCAUGCUGGGCAUAGCCCUCAUCCACCUCUUUUCCUUGAGCCUGAUGGGUUGGCUUUCAAACCUGUGCUUCUCACACUGUUAGACCUUAUUGUCCAAGUGAAACAGAUGCAGAGGCUGGGAUUUUCCAGGGGAGCAGAGCAGCAGGAUAAUUAGGAAGGAAUAUUCCAGGGGCUGCAAAAUUCAAGGGUGAUGUGCUCCAUCCCUGGACCUGGGAGUGAAAAAGAAAGUUUUUAAAGGGCUGCUGAGGCUGAUCUCUGAACAUUUUCCCUGUACGUCUGGUCUACUCUGGGAGCAUACAGGGGUUUGAGUGCCGUGGGGCAGCUGCCCAACAACCUGAUCCCAACGACAUGUGCUGGGAACUUCAAGAGGUGGCUGGUAGCUUGCCUUUCCUUGGGGGGUGCUGACAUUUGCCAAGGCCAAAAUGCCUUUCCCAGGGUGCGCUGUCUGGGCUCAGACCGGUUGAACUGAGGCUAAGAGAGAAGACCUUAGCCCUAGACGUGUAAGCAGCAGUGUCAGCCAGGAAGGGCACAGGAGGCAGGACCCCAGGUGCUUCUACCACCCACCAGCCAGAUAAUUCUGAGUGACUCCCCUUCCCAGCCUCAGGUUUCUCAUCUCUAAAGCAGAGGGAAAGGUCAACCAGAUGACUCAAAGGAGCCCUCCUCUUGUGGCUCUGUCUGAAACAAAUCAAAGUGAAUGCCCACACAUUGAGAGGGUCCCUGUGUCCCCUAUGAAUUGCAUUAGGGACUGGCAGUUUCUUCUUUUUAAACACAAAUCCCAAGAGGCAGUUGUAACAAGGUAUCUCUUUAGGUGUCCGUUGUCUGUAGAUGAAAGAUGCAAAAUCAGCUUCUGUCGAGUGUGUCUUGUAGGCAAGAGGUUUUACUUACUCCCUAAGGACUUGCUGAUUCAAGGGAGCAUCCAAGAUGGGCUUUGUGUCCUGUCUGAGCCAGUGUCAAAAUGAAGGACAUGGGAUCACCUUACCACAGGUCACGUGAAUCAGAAUUCCUGCCUAAGUAGGGUGAAACAAAGCCAGAUUCCAGGAGAAGAUGCUGCUUCCCCAUCUGAAAAAGCCUAACUGGAAGUUACUGGAUAAACAGCACAACUUCUGAUCAUUUCUUUCUUUUUUUUUUCUGACCCAUGGAACAGCAGUUCCCAUAUAUAGGAGAGUGGCUUGUAAUUAUUCGUAACACUGCAGAAGGGAGUCACUAUCUCUGGGGAUUGUUAGGGAUUUGAUGAAGAGUCUGGGGAGACCAGACGCCUGUGGUGGUCCUUAGAUGGCUGAUGAGUGAUGCUGAGCACAGGCGCCUGCUUUAGAUGCGAUCCCACCACGAUGAGGGAUAAAGGGCAGAGAGAGGGCAGCUGCAGGAUCCACAAAAGUCUCCGGCCCUUCUGCGCAUGACAACCUGAAUUCCUAGAUUUCCUUUUUUUUUUUCUCUUCCCAAAGUAAAUGGAGGCAGUCAUUGUUUUUCUAGCAAGCCCUGCUGCUCCUCCCUGGAAAGACCUAGAUGGGCCAAGGAAAGGGCCCUCUCAGCUCCUGGUGGAAAUUUACACAAGUCACUGUCUCUCAGCUCUCUCCAAGGAAAAUCAAAGAAUGUUCUUUCCUUCUAACCUGGAAAUCAGGCUUCAGGGGUCUUUAAAUGGCUUCUUAGUGGGGUUUGAUUUUUCUUCCCCAACUCUGAAUCCAGGAAGAAGCUAUUUCUCCAAGGGCUAACCAAAGACAAUGCCCUUGGAGGAAAAUCAGCCCCAAAACUCUGGCCAGGGAAUGGGUUGGCAAGCUGUCAUCUGCUGGGGGUAGGGGUCUUUGUGAUCCUAGGGGUCAUUAGACUUGAGACGGGAGUUUUUUCUCAAACCACGGUGGUAAAUGGCUAGAUGCAAAUCAGAGCACAGCUGACGACUAUUACAGCCAGGAUGCCUGGAGCUUGGCAGGUCUCAUAUCCAGAAUGGGCCACUAAGACUGAAAUCCUGGGUCACGAUCUUCCCAUUUACCUCAUUCACGUUCCUUUUUUUUUUUUUUUUCAUUCAGUAUUCGUUGAUGAUUUCUGCUAUUAAAUGAUGAGAGAGUCAGCAGAUUAGUCAAAAGAAAAUCUUUAUAUAAAAUGUAAAUAUUAAUAUAAAUUAACUUGGCAUGCAACUUACUGAUCCCAUGAAGUACAUAUUAUUAAUAUGUUAUCUUAGUGUAUAAAGGAAAACUGACUGCCAUAUUUACCAGAUGUUUUUCUCUAACCAAACUUGUCUGUAAAUAUAUAAUCUGUAUAAAAAAGAGUCUAAUUUACCAUUAUUUAUGCAAUAGA